CCGCUCUAGCUAUCCACUCCCCCGCCCCACACACAUUCAUGCCCUCCUCUCCCGCGUCGCCGUCACCAAUUCACCAUCAUUCCCUUCCUCCCUCUCCCUUCUUGGAUCCUUCGACCACGUCUCCUCCUCUCCUCUGAUCUCCCCCCAUAUCAGCAACCAAACCUCCCAAUCCCCUAGCGGCAAUCCCUCCCAUGGCCCUCUCCUCCCACGCCGCCGCGGCAGUCACCACCUUCUCCCAGGCCACCCGCUCCUCCUCCUCCCACCGCCUCCCCGCGUCCUCCGUUGCCCCCCGGCCCCCGCCGCCCCCGCGUUCCGUGCGCCUCGACCGCGCUGCGGCGCCGCUGGCGCCCCUCUCCCCCGCCGGCGCCGCGGCCCCAGACGGGCUCCUCGCCGCCGCCAUCGAGCACCUCGAGCGCGAGCCCGCCUCCGCCACCGACGACGCGGCGCCGCUGUCGGCCCUAUCCCCGCGGGAGCUGCAGCUCGUGCUCGUCUACUUCGCGCAGGAGGGGCGCGACGCCUACUGCGCGCUCGAGGUCUUCGACUGGCUCCGCCGCGCCAACCGCGUCGACGGCGAGACCAUGGAGCUCAUGGCCGCCAUCGCCUGCGGCUGGAUCGAGCGCCUCGUGGGGGCGGGGGGCGACGUGGCCGACGUCGCGGCGCUGCUCGGGGAGAUGGACUGUGUCGGGCUGCGGCCCGGGUUCAGUCUCGUCGAGAAGGCCGUGGCGCUCUACUGGGACCGCGGGGAGAGGGACCACGCGGUCGAAUUCGUCAGGGACGUGCUUAGGAGAGGGGGACUCGGCGCGGGAGCGGAGUACGACGGCGACGGCGAGCGGGGAGGCCCCGUCGGCUACCUCGCCUGGAAGAUGAUGAUGGAUGGGGACUAUCGGGAUGCUGUCAAAUUGGUCAUUGAAUUUAAGGAGAGUGGGCUGAAACCAGAGGUGUAUAGUUAUCUCAUUGGGUUGACUGCCUUGGUUAAAGAGCAAAAGGAAUUCUCAAAGGCUCUGCGUAAAUUGAAUUCAUCUGUGAAGGAUGGUUCAAUUUCUAAACUGGAUGCUGAGAGCAUGGGCAGUAUUGAAAAGUAUCAAUCAGAAUUGUUAAGUGAUGGUGUUCUUUUAUCAAACUGGGCAGUACACGAAGGCAGCAGCGAGGUUCUAGGACUUGUGCACGAGAGGCUCCUCUCAUUGUAUACUUGCGCUGGUUGUGGCUUGGAAGCUGAGCACCAACUUUGGGAAAUGAAGCUUCUUGGUAGAGAACCUGAUAGACAGCUCUAUGACGUUGUAUUGGCCAUUUGUGCAUCUCAAGGGGAAGCUGCUGCUGUCCGCAGAUUGCUUGCAGGAGUCGAGUCCAGUGCUGGAAGAAGGAAGAAGUCCAUGUCAUGGCUCCUGCGAGGCUAUGUCAAAGGUGGCUUCUAUCUAGAUGCCUCAGAAACACUCAUGCAGAUGCUGGACAUGGGCUUAUUUCCUGAUUACCUGGAUAGAGCUGCUGUACUGACUGCACUGCGGAGAAACAUACAGGAAUCCGGCAGCCUGGAAUCUUACAUGAAACUCUGCAAGCGACUGUCCGAGACAGAUCUGAUUGGACCUUGUAUCGUAUAUCUAUACGUACGCAAAUUCAAAUUGUGGAUGAUACACAUGCUUUGAAGGCUCCGACAAAGCCUUGCAUCAUAUACCUAUGCGUAGCAUGCAUAUGUGGGUAGUCCAAAUGCUUCCAGGGCUCUAACGAACAAAACAUAGAAGCUCCGACAAACCAGCUGGUACAUAAUUACGUUUCCUUUGUAUAUUUUUGACCGAAAAGGAGAUCUUGACGAGCCGCUCAUCCUAAGCAGGACUAUUGUCGUACUGCUGAGCAGAGUACAUAUGGUACAUGUAAAUUUUCAGUGUUACUGUUACCAUAUGCGGUUGGUGUUGAAAUCAGGGCGUUAGCGCGUAGCUGCACAGGAGAUCUGCAAGAUGGAGAAGAUUGUUGAUAAAUGUACAUUUCUGUUGGGACUUUUACUUGUAAAGUUGUGCUGAUAUACAUCCUUCUCUUGGAUUUUU
Messenger RNA from Phragmites australis (common reed), 2036 nucleotides. Its product is annotated as pentatricopeptide repeat-containing protein At2g30100, chloroplastic-like. The transcript has 2 exons. The record is from RefSeq and is a predicted model, not a curated record. Gene Ontology annotation, molecular function: protein binding. NCBI's taxonomy places the organism in Eukaryota, Viridiplantae, Streptophyta, Magnoliopsida, Poales, Poaceae. Bases 192 to 1640 code for a protein of 482 amino acids.